Molecule: messenger RNA, 5633 nt
Organism: Pogonomyrmex barbatus (red harvester ant)
Lineage: Eukaryota; Metazoa; Arthropoda; Insecta; Hymenoptera; Formicidae
Product: cadherin-23
Biological process (GO): homophilic cell-cell adhesion
Cellular component (GO): plasma membrane
Molecular function (GO): calcium ion binding
Source: RefSeq, a predicted model, not a curated record
UCAAUACAUCCUUACUUUUAAUAGCGUAAUUGAUCACUCAUUUUACAGCAACAUUUUUGUUAAUAAACUGCAUGUUUAAACUGCGUUUAUUUCAGUACAAUAAGAAAUGACUUAAUCGUGGAAGAUUUUGCGGGAAGGAACAUGCCGAUUAUAAGUAUUAUUCGAUCAAGAUGACGUCAGAUAAGCAAACAAGAUCAUCUUCCUGGCUAUUGCGAUCAUGUAAAAGAAGUCGAUUUAAAGUGGAAUUGUUAUAUGUCGUAUUGGGAUAUCUUCUAACAUAUUGCUCCGCUAGAAACAAUCCUCCUAGAUUUCUUAUAGACGGACAGACGGAAAUUGUUCUCAGAUUGAAGGAGGGGCCUGAAACUCCGAUUGGUAGCUUAAUUUAUAAGCUUAAAGGUAUCGACCCAGAUAAUGAUAUAUUGACUUUCGACGUUCGAGAUCAGCCUGACAUUAACGACAAUGUGCCGAUUUUUCGUCCACAUCCUACCUCAUUAACACUUCGGGAGGAUUCGCGCCCGGGUAUUUUAACAACGGUGGAAGCCACCGAUGCAGAUUUGGGUGCUCACGGUCAAGUAGUGUAUUACCUUCAGGAGUUGGAUGGUGAUAACAACGUUUUCAGCAUAUCGACCGUCAAUGGCAAAGGCGUUAUACGCUUAGUGGGUUCUUUGGAUUACGAACGAAAGUAUCUGUAUCAACUGCGGAUUUUGGCUGUAGACCGUGCGAUAAAUGAAAAGGUAAAUACGGGAACGACCGCGAUUUUGAUUAAAGUGCAGGAUGUGGAGGACCAACCGCCGGAAUUCAUAGCCAUGACACCCGUCGCAAGAAUCAGCGAAAAUGUCAGAAUUGGCACAUCCGUUUUGCAAGUUCGUGCUGUGGACGGUGAUAAGGGGAUAAACAACAAAGUGACUUAUAGCAUCACGAAGGGACCGAGAUAUCUGUUCGAUAUUGAUGCGACUUCCGGUCUCGUAUUCACGAGAGCGCAAUUGGACAGGGAGGCCGAGGAGAAUAGCGAUGGGACUUUCAUUCUAGAAAUUACGGUGAAGGAAGUAUCGAAGAUUAACCCGCCGCCGUCUGUCAGUACCGAGGUAACCAUUAUUCUCACUGACGUAAAUGAUGAAACGCCGACAUUUCGAAGUAUGCUAUACCGUGCCGAGAUAAAUGAGAACGCACCGGAAAAUACACCAGUCAAUUUUAUUGGCGAUGCGGUACCAGAAAUUUUCGAUCAUGAUUUGGGUACGAAUGGCACGUUCCAAAUAUUCAUUGAAGGUGAUGGUGGAAUAUUUGAUGUUACGCCAUUUCGUGGGAUUAAUGAAGCGCCAUUUUUAAUUCGCGUUAAGGAUUCGAGCAAACUUGAUUUUGAGAAAAUAUCUGUGGUAAAUUUUACUCUCGUUGCGAAAGAAGUCACACCGGUUUCGCCGAAAUACAGCGCGGUACCGGUAACAGUUUUUAUAAAAGAUCAAAAUGACAAUUAUCCCGAGUUCACAAAGAGUAUCUACGAAGUGUCGAUACCAGAGAAUUGUGUCGAGGGAACGACUGUGGCUUGGGUGCAGGCUUUGGACGGAGAUAGCGGUAACUUUGGAACGCAUGGAAUACGAUAUACAACUUUAGGCGGUAGCAUUGCACACGCAUUAGCAAUGGACCCUCUCACCGGCGUGAUCACGGUCAAACAUCCUGGACCCAAUUUUGAUCGCGAAUUAGUUGCACGACAUUUUCUCACCGUUGAGGCACGAGAUCAUCUUGGAAAAGGGAAUCGCAACGCUGCGCAAUUGAUAAUUAAUAUCGAUGAUGUUAAUGACAACGCUCCUAUAUUUUUGCAAAAUAAGUAUGAGGCGGUGUUAUUGGAGAACGAAGAUCAUUUUGAAUCGCCUCUGAUCGUCGAAGCAUCCGACAAUGAUUUAAAUGGGACGCGAAAUAGUGAGAUUGUCUAUGCUCUGGUAUCAAGCGAAUUCUCCCGAAAUUUCACCAUUGAUCCAAAACGUGGAGUUGUUACUCCCAUCCAUCCCCUAGAUUACGAAGCUCUACCUAUCAAUCAAGGACACAAAGAAACAAUUAUACGACAAUUGAAAUUGACGGUGAGAGCUAGAGAUAUGGGUACACCGAGUCGAACUUCUGAUGUUCCUUUGAUUGUUUAUUUGAAAGAUAUUAACGAUAAUGCCCCAGUUUUCGAAAGAGUUUUGUAUAAGAGAAGCAUUUCAGAGGAUUUACCCGGUGGCACAAGCGUUGUACAAGUGAAAGCCUGGGACAAAGAUUUGUCGUCGCCAAAUAAUAAAUUAGUUUACCGGAUUCAGAGCGGAGCCGGAGACAAGUUUGUAAUUAGUCCCGAGACAGGUGUGAUCCGAGUUGCGCCGGGUUCGAAUUUAGAUCCGGAUCUCACGUCACCGAAAACCACAAGAUAUAACUUAAAUGUUAUCGCUAUCGAUAGCGGGACGGAAGUUCAACGGACGGCCGAAGUUCUAGUGAAUAUCACGAUUCUAGACGUCAAUAACAAGCCGCCAGUUUUCAUCGAUCCUGGGACUGUCACCAUCAGAGAAAAUACUCAGGUCGGUGCUUACGUACAUCGCAUAAUGGCGCAGGAUCCAGAUGUAGCUCCGAUCUUACGUUAUCGAGUAGAUCCCAAUUCAUCAGAAGCUCGAAAUGAGGAGGGUACUUUGAUUAAAGUGCAAGAAUAUGACUAUCUAGCAGCGUUGGAGUUAAAUGCAUUAGACGGUUUGCUGCGUAUUGUAAGACUAUUGGAUAGGGAAAAAGUAGAAACUAUCAGACUAGGACUUGUAGUCGAGGAUUUGGCCGCGAUAAGAGGCUUACAAACUGCAUCCGCCACGCUGAGUAUAAUUAUUGAGGACGAGAACGAUAAUAAUCCUAAAUUUCGAAGACCGUUUUAUAGACGUUCUGUUACCGAGAAUAGUAAAAACGGCGUUAAUAUCGCGAAUAUCGUCGCUGACGACGCCGAUAAAAAUCGUAGUAUCACGUAUUCUUUGCAAGGCCCAAAAGAAAUCACUGAUCUUGUACAUUUGGAUCCUGAAACCGGAGAAAUGGUCGUCGCUAACAAAAUCGACAGAGAAAUGUAUUCGUGGCUAAAUUUAACUGUUAAGGCCACGGACUCUGGAAUUCCAUCUCGAUCAAGUUUAUCGGAAGUGUAUGUUCAAGUCUUAGACGAAAACGAUAAUAAUCCGUAUUUCAUAUCAAAUAUCAGUAAUGUAACUGUCAUCGAGAAUUCAAAAAUUGGCACGGAAAUCAGUGUUAUACAGGCAACAGAUUCCGAUAGUGGAGAUUAUGGAAAAAUUACUUAUCUUUUAGAUAGAAUGUCAUCUCAGGGAACUUUUGCUAUCCAUCCAGAAACAGGAUCGUUAACAGUGGCUGAUAUUAUAGACUGGGAGAUCAAACAUAGUUAUGUUUUGGUCAUAGAAGCUUGGGAUAAUUAUCAAUUUGGUUAUACUGCGGGAGAGUCUCGAAAUGCGUUUAAACAGAUUCAAAUUACAGUUAUUGAUGUGAAUGACAAUGGUCCGAAAAUGGAUCUACCUCAAGACUGUAUAUCGAUAUCUGAAUUUCAUGAUAUACGAGAGUUAAUUUAUGUUAUAAAAGUGAAGGAUGCUGAUGAUCCAAUGACACCGAAUGGACGCGUUAUAAUUAGGAUCACUUCCGGCAAUGAAUUAGGUUUAUUUAUAUUGGAACAAACUGAUUAUUGGACAGCAAAGAUAAAAGCUGCUUUGCCAUUGAGAGGAAAAUUCGGGAAUUACACGUUAAAUAUCGAAACGCGCGAUCUGGGAACUCCGUCCAAUAAGGACAAUGGAAUUUUGAAGAUAUGCGUCACGGAUUAUAAUGAUAAUCCCCCUUUAUUUGUCAGUCCCCAACACAAUACCACCAUCCGUGUUCCAGAGAACAUAACAGUAGGAAGUUCAGUUAUUCAAAUUGAGGCGAGAGAUGCUGAUACGGGAUUAAAUGGCGAUGUGCAUUAUCGUUUGAAACAGGACCUCGCGGGUCAUUGGAAAACUUUUCACAUCGACGAGAAAACCGGCGUAAUAUCAUUAAACUUACCGCUCGAUAGAGAAACUCAGAAAUUAUACGAGAUACGAGUUGAAGCAUACGAUUUGGGUACUCCGACGCCUUUAAGUUCAGAUCUCGAUCUAAUUAUUUAUGUGCGCAACAUCAACGAUUUCGAGCCACAAUUUUCAGUGAGCACUUUUAAUAUCAACUUCACGGAGGAACAACUACCAGGAUCGGAGAUGGCGUUACUUCCAGAUACGUUUGACAAUGACGAUGUUGACGAUUUGGACGAUCCUCCCACUCAAGUCUGUUAUUUCAUAGUUGGCGGAAACGAUGAUGGAUUAUUCGUUUUAGAUAUUUAUAAACACGAACUCAGUACUGCCAAAUUGCUAGACAGAGAACAACAAGAAGAACAUGUGUUACUUAUUAAAGCAACGGAGGAUUGCAAGACCGUGCCGGAGAAUGAAACAACAUUCGAUAAAACCGAUGCCACUUUAUUACAAGUUGUCGUAAAAGUUGAUGAUAUCAACGAUAAUGCACCGCAGUUUAUUAAAAAUGUUUUUACGGGUGGCGUUACCACCGAAGCCGACUUUGGCACGCAAUUUAUGCAUGUUAAGGCAACUGAUGCGGACGCUGAUGACAACGCUAUACUCAGUUAUUAUCAAGUGGGCAAAAUUCAUAUGACAUUAACUGAAGGUUUCGAAGAUAUGCAAAUGCAACCUUUUUUAGUAAAUAAAGAUGAUGGAGCAGUGAGUCUUAAUUUUGAUCCUCAACGAGGGAUGAAGGGCUAUUUUGAUUUUAUGGUACUUGUUAACGAUACAUAUGGUUUGCAAGACACAGCGAGAGUUUUUAUCUAUUUAUUACGAGAAGAUCAACGGGUUCGUUUUGUUCUCCGUCAACAUCCGCCAGAAGUCAGAAGUAGAAUUGAAACUUUCCGAGAAAUUUUGGGUAAUGUUACCAGUGCUAUAAUUAACGUCGACGAAUAUAAAGUGCAUGAAAAUCAAGAUGGUUCUGUAGAUAGAACGAAAACGGAUUUAUAUUUGCACCUCGUGAAUCGUCGAGACAAUUCGAUCCUCGAAGUAUCCGAGGUCCUUGAAUUGGUCGACAGGAACAUCGAGAAACUCGACAAUCUAUUCAAGGAGUUCAACGUCCUCGACACGCAGCCAGCGAAACCCGAACCGAUUAUACAGUACGAACAAGCCGGAACGACUUUCUGGCUUCUCACGUUGACCUUAUUUCUAGGAGCUUUACUGAUUCUAUGUGUUGCUCUAUGUUUGUCCCAAAGAGCGUCUUUUCGCAGGCAAUUGAAAGCGGCGAACGCAUCACCGUUUGGUGCAUCGGAUUCGGAAUUUAUCAGAAGUCCUGGUCGCGUGCCGAAUACGAACAAACACAGUGUCGAAGGAUCGAAUCCCAUAUGGAUGCACGCUUACGAAAAUGAAUGGUUCAAGAGCGACGAAUCAUUCAGCCAUACCUCCGAAAGAGAUUCCCUCGACGAAAAUGCACUUAAUAAUGAAGAAAUGAUGAAUGAAGCUAAUACAAAUGUGGAGAGUAUCGAUGUUCAAAAUGACUUUGACAGAAAUUCACCAAUUUACUCGGGACAAAAUGCGAUUGUCAAUCCGUUGGGAAAAAAGAUCGAAACAACGGAAUUAUAG